GCCAUCCGAUUGGUUGGAUUUGAGCUCGAGCCUUUAAGCGCGCUGGGAAAUGCAAAUCCCGCCUUCGGUCUGUCAUCGAAACCCGCGGAAAUCCCGCGCCGGGCACUCGAGGGAACGGGACUUAGGGGGCUUUAGGAACUCGGGGGUCUCGGGGGGACCUGGGCCACCCCCGGUUGGACCUGUCGGGAACCCGCCACCGCCGGGGAGCGACACGCCGUCGCCUUGUCGCGCCUCCAUAAGCGGCAACAUCGGCCUUGUGAUCUUCGAACGCUGAGUCGGUAGGUUGAAGAAGUGAGGUUGGUGAGGAGGAGAGACGGUGGCUGAGGAGGUCAGGGUGCCAUCAUGGAGGAGGUGGACGGCAUAAUUCUUCAUUCCCUCCGGCAGUGCGGCCUGGAGGUACCGGAGGAGGUGACGGGGCUCAAGGAGUUCACGACGGAGUUGAUUGUGGAGGGCGCCGUCCUCUGCCUGCGCGUCAUCAGCCCGGCGGCCGGCGGCGGUCUCAGUCACGUGCUCCCACCGGGAAUGUCGGCGAGAUUCCGGCUGGGGAUGAGCCUGGCGCAGGCUUGCCAGGAGCUGGGCUACCCGGGUGAGAUCGGCUACCAGACGUUCCUGUACAGUAGCGAGUCCGAGAUCCGUCGCCUCUUCCUCUUCCUCCUCGAGAAGCUGCCCAAGGAGAGCGCCGUCUCUGCCGACCGGCCAGCCGGGAAGAUGGCUCUGCUGCAGAGGGCGAUAGCCGAGCAGAUCCGCGUGGAGCUCGCCACCCCCUGGGUGCCUCCGCUCUGCCGGACGCCGCUCCUCCUCUCGUGGCCGCAGGACCCCAGCAGGCCCGUGCCAUUCCGCUCCGUCCCGCUCUCCGUCCCCGCCGACGUCACCGACAAGACCUUGCGCAUCCCAAAAGGCGUGCAGGCGUACUGGAGCGAGUUUCUGCCCACGGUGUCCGGGCAGUGUCCGGGCCCCGCGCGCGUGGCCGCAGCCGUGCUCGAGAACAACACGGCCGGAGUGAGCGCCGCCCAGGAGUGGGACGCCGAGUGGAACAGCCAGGGGCUCGCGUCCCGACUCACCCCGGAGGAGUACCGUCUGCGCAAGCGCGAGCGCCUGCACAAGAAGGUGCGGGAGCAGUUCCGGCAGGCCGUGACACGAGGACUCGCCGACCCGGUCCCGGCGCUGGGGGUCACGGCGCUGGGGGUCACGGCGCUGGGGGUCACCGCGGGGGGAGGGGGCGCCCCUGCGGGGACGGCAGCGGUCAAGGGGUCCCGCUUCGUGCACACGGAGAAGCUCAUCUUCACGCAGGAGCAGGACAAGCCGGAGCUGUUGGCUUCUCCUCCCGGCGAUCGCCGCGCCGUCAGCGAGGACACUGAGCAGGAUGUGCAGUCCCGGCGAGCGAGGGAGGCGGAGACGCUGCAGGAGCGGCUGCAGCGCACGGUGGCGCAGGUGGAGGCACUGGAGCUGGACACACGGCGGUUGCGAGGUGGAUUCACGCAGGUGGAGGAGGAGCUGGGGGCUAGUCAGCAGGCCCUGGCCGAGCACCGGGAAUCUUUCCGCGUGCGCAAGGCGACCCUCGAUCUCCUGCCCGACGCCCACAACAAUGCUGCCAAGUUGCAGGCGGUGGUGGAGGGCAGCGCUAAGAGAGUGCUCGCCCUCACCGCUCAGUGGGAGUCUCACCGCUCUCCGCUCGUGCAGCAGCUACGAGAGCUCAAGGAGCUGGGGCUGUCCUGCCAGGAGGCAUCGUCUCGGCGCGUGGCCCAGAUCCGCGAGAUGAGGGUGAAGAUGAAGAGCACGGCCGAGGAGGUGCGCAGCAAGGAAGACCUCCACCGCCAGCUGGCGGCCGACUACGAGUCGAUGCCGAAGGACGUCGCCCGAGCGGCCUACACCCAGCGCAUCCUGGAGAUCGUGGCCAACAUCAAGCGGCAGAAAGAGGAAAUCGGCAAGGUGCUUGCUGAUACCCGGGAGGUGCAGAAGGACAUCAAUGGGCUGGCUGGGAAACUGGAGCGCACAUUUAGCGUUACCGAUGAGCUGCUGUUUAAGGACGCCAAGAAGGACGAGACUGCACGGAAGGCCUACAAGCACCUGGCGGCGCUUCACGAGAAUUGCGCUCAGCUGAUCCACACGAUUGAGGAUACGGGCGCGGUGAUGAGGGAGAUUCGUGACCUGGAGGAGCAGACGGAGCUGGAGCGGAGCAAGAAGACGCUGUCCAACCUGGAGCGCAUCGUGGGCGACCUGCGCGCCAUGCAGCACGAGAACAGCCUCCUGGGAGCACGCAUGCACAGCGCCUGAGCGCCCGCACGGCGCCUGAUGAACGCCCGCACGAUGCCCGGGCUGCCCGUUCGGCAGCGAGGAGGCAGCACGCUUCCCCCGUGCGCGACUGUGCGUGCGCUCGCACAGCCGGUCGCGCUUCUGCUCCCGCUCACGAUUCACAGCCACGCACGAAGGAAAGAGAUUCCUCGUGUAGCCGUAACAGAAUCCUGGGGCACACGAGAGGGGGCGGGUGGCCAGCGCCGCUGCUGAUGUCGUUUACAACACCGCACCAGGCACUCAAUUCAGAUCGAUUCGACCCUAGGGGGAGGCCCAGGACCGGUUC
Molecule: messenger RNA, 2578 nt
Organism: Petromyzon marinus (sea lamprey)
Lineage: Eukaryota; Metazoa; Chordata; Hyperoartia; Petromyzontiformes; Petromyzontidae
Gene: CCDC22
Product: CCC complex scaffolding subunit CCDC22
Biological process (GO): positive regulation of ubiquitin-dependent protein catabolic process
Molecular function (GO): cullin family protein binding
Source: RefSeq, a predicted model, not a curated record